Messenger RNA from Hypoxylon fragiforme, 729 nucleotides. Its product is annotated as S-adenosyl-L-methionine-dependent methyltransferase. Lineage: Eukaryota; Fungi; Ascomycota; Sordariomycetes; Xylariales; Hypoxylaceae. The coding region runs from base 34 to 729 and encodes 231 amino acids. The record is from RefSeq and is a predicted model, not a curated record. Gene Ontology annotation, molecular function: O-methyltransferase activity. The transcript is spliced from 2 exons.
CUGGACUAUACUAUACAUCAUCCAUCAUCCACCAUGUCCCAAUUUCCCAUCAUCAACACGACCCUGGCCUCAAUAGAGGCCAGCCCCCAAGUGCGCCAAGUCCUGCACCAUCUGCACACGCAGGCCCUUUCCGAGGACCCCUUCUUAGGCGGCGGUGGCCCCACCGACGGGGCCUUGGACAAAUUCGUGGCUCUCGACCCGGACAAGUGCGCGCUAGUGUACCUGCUUCUCCGCUCUACGGGCGCGCGCUUCGUCAUCGAGGCUGGGACGUCUUUCGGGCUGAGCACGAUCUACCUUGCCCUGGCCGUGGGGCAAAACGCGGGGCUGGAGAAGAGCUCCGGUGGUGGCAAGGUGAUUGCGACGGAGAACGAGCCGACUAAGGCGGUGCAGGCGCGGAGGAACUGGAAGAAUGCGGGGAGCGAGGUGGAGGAGUGGAUUGAAUUAAGGGAGGGAGACUUAAGGGAGACGCUUGAGGAGGGCUUGCCGGAGGAGGUCGAUUUCUUGCUGCUUGAUAUCUGGAGCCCUUUGGCUCUGCCUACCUUGAUUCUUGUUCACCCUCACCUGAGGAUCGGGGCAACGGUUGUUGUCGAUAACAACAUUGCGGCCGCGUCAGGGUAUAAGGACUUGACGGCUUAUCUAGAGAAUCCCGCCAACGGAUUCAAGAUGACGACAGCCCCUUACUCGGGAGGCCUCCUUAUUGCGGUAUAUAUUGGUGCGGGAAAAUUGUAG